Messenger RNA from Protobothrops mucrosquamatus (brown spotted pit viper), 1146 nucleotides. It is a transcript of the gene SOX17, whose product is annotated as SRY-box 17. NCBI's taxonomy places the organism in Eukaryota, Metazoa, Chordata, Lepidosauria, Squamata, Viperidae. The transcript has 2 exons. The record is from RefSeq and is a predicted model, not a curated record. Gene Ontology annotation, molecular function: RNA polymerase II cis-regulatory region sequence-specific DNA binding; DNA-binding transcription activator activity, RNA polymerase II-specific. Bases 1 to 1146 code for a protein of 381 amino acids. Gene Ontology annotation, biological process: positive regulation of transcription by RNA polymerase II; heart development; anatomical structure morphogenesis.
AUGAGCAGCCCCGAUGCUGGAUACGCCAGUAGCGACGACCAGGCGCCAGGACGGUCCUCCCUCCCUCCCCUCAUGAUGCAGUGUCAGUGGGCAGAGUCGCUGAGCCCCUUAACCGACGGCAAAGGCGAAGCGGCGGCCGACCAAGUACAGCAGGGAGCCUCGGGCCGGGCCAAAGGGGAGGCUCGCAUUCGCCGCCCCAUGAACGCUUUCAUGGUCUGGGCCAAGGACGAACGCAAGCGGCUGGCCCAGCAGAACCCGGAUCUGCACAACGCGGAGCUUAGCAAGAUGCUGGGGCAGUCGUGGCGGGCGCUGACCCAGGAGGAGAAGCGCCCCUUCGUAGAGGAGGCGGAGCGGCUGCGGCUGCAGCACAUGCGGGACCACCCCCACUACAAGUAUCGGCCGCGGCGGAGGAAGCAAGUCAAGCGCCUGAAGCGCAACGACGGCGCAGUGGACGGUGGGAGCGGCUUCCUCCCCGUUCAGCAUCACCAGCUGGGCCUAGCCGGAGAGGCGGGAAACGGAGGCAGCUGCGAGGCGCUCGGCCUUUCUUACGCAGAGCAGCCCAGUUACGCCGGCGGGAGCUUCCAUUACCGGGACUGCGCGCCGCUCCCGCUGCCGGCCUUGGGCACCCAUUUUGGAAACUACAGCCUGCCUACGCCGGAGCCCGAAUCCCAGGGGGGCGCCUGCGCAGAGCCUGUCUUUUUCCCGCCGCCCCACCCGGAGGACGGCGGCUGCCUGCUGGGCCCCUACGGCUACCCGACGCCGCCUGGCUCCGAGUAUCCCUGCAACGGCGUCCCUGCCAGCGGCCACGGCAAUAACGGCGGUAGUCCCAGUGUGGGCAUCGGCCUUUUCCGUAGUCGCUUCCCGGUGCCUUUGGCCUCCUACCCUUCCUCGCCCGCCCCGGACCACGCGCAGCAACAACAACCCCGUCGCCGAGGGGAGGCCGCCGCCGGGCUCGAGCAGCUGCCCCCUCACGACGUGGACUUGCUGGCGGAUGUGGAUCGCGCCGAGUUUGAGCAGUACCUGCCCUUCGCCUGCCGCCCGGGCGACCUGGGGCUCCCCUACGCGAGCCACGAAGGCCCGGAGGCUAACGCCGCUGCCUAUUACUGCGCGGCCGCGGGCGGGGCCGGAACGUAUCCCGAGUUGUGA